Colletotrichum orchidophilum is the source of this 1587-nucleotide messenger RNA. Its product is annotated as misato Segment II myosin-like domain-containing protein. The coding region runs from base 1 to 1587 and encodes 528 amino acids. The transcript has 5 exons. Gene Ontology annotation, biological process: mitochondrion distribution. Gene Ontology annotation, cellular component: cytoplasm. The record is from RefSeq and is a predicted model, not a curated record. NCBI's taxonomy places the organism in Eukaryota, Fungi, Ascomycota, Sordariomycetes, Glomerellales, Glomerellaceae.
AUGCACGAAAUCAUCACUCUCCAGCUAGGCCAGUUGAGCAACUAUGCCGCCACUCAUUUUUGGAACGCCCAGGAAUCCUACUUCACCUAUUCUGACCAGGACGAGUCCCCGGUAAACCACGACGUCCACUGGCGUCCGGGCGUGGCCCUAGAUGGUUCCGAGACCUUCCUUCCGCGUACCGUCGUCUACGAUUUGAAGGGCGGCUUCGGCUCGCUUCGCAAGAUCAACGCCUUGUACGACGCAAGCCAGGAAGAGGCACCUGCUCACUUAUGUAUCGGUUCCAGGGAAGGGUCUCCCCAAGUACACAAACAGCCGCCGGUAGAGCCAAGCGCCUACCAGCAGAGUCUUGACCUAGGCACGCCUACGCCAAAGCUCAAGCCCUCCGACGUGCGGUACUGGUCCGACUUUUCGCGUGUCUACUACCACCCAAAGUCUCUUAAUCAGCUCUACGACUAUGAAAUUAAUUCCUCCAUCAGGCCUUUUGACAAGUGGUCCUUGGGGAGGGAACUUUUCGAUUCUCUGGACAAGGAACAUGAUAUCGUCGACCGAGACUUCCGUCCCUUUGUAGAGGAGGCCGAUCAGAUGCAGGGCCUCCAGAUCGUGACAACCAUCGACGACGCCUGGGGCGGCUUCGCGACCGAUUAUGUCGAGCGCCUGCGGGAUGAGUACGGCAAGACUACGAUUUGGGUCUGGGGGCUGCAGACACCUGUACCCGCUGCGCGCAUCGACCAAAGGCGCCUCCAACUCGCCAAUACUGCGAGGACGGUCAAGGAUAUGUGUGAGCAUGCCUCGAUGUUGGUUCCCAUGGCUCUUCCUCAAACCCGCCUGUGCUCCAAUAUCAAUAUGGACAUGCAAUCGCCAUGGCAAACCACAGGCCUACUGGGCACUGCCAUGGAGACUGCAGGAAUUGCUUCUCGACUUAACUCAAGAAGCGCUGGCAGUGGUCUGCAGGCAACGCUCGGCGAGCUGGUGAGUGGGUUGAAUCUACGCGGCAGACAGACCAUGAGCCGUCUACAAAUGAGCGUUGCCGGCCCAACAUUGGAAACGAAACAAAGCAACCCCGUAGCAGAGCCAGGUCUGGACGGCGGCGAGGUUAGCGAGAAUACCAAGCUGGAUACGGACUUGUUUGACAUUCUACGGUCCAAAUCCACUCCCGGUAAAAGGAGUAGGAACGGCGGAGGCGGCAAGCCUUACCUCUUUGGGCAGACGAUUACUACUCGUGGCACACUGCAAGACUUGGAGCACGAUGAAGGAAAUGAGGACGAUGAGGGCAGGCAGCGGCCAAGGGCUGCGCUCAUAGACACCAGCACUCAAAGGUAUCACACCCACAAGGGUUUCCCAAUGCUCGACAGUUUCCCCGAUAUCUACCUCAACAACGGCGGCGAGCCUUUAACCGAAUCAUUUGGCGUCAAGACCAGCCUUUCCACAGACACCUCAGUGUCUGCUGCGCUCAACGCGCUGCGUACCACCGUUGCAUCCUCCAUUGGUGUAGAGGACCGAGAAGACAUUAGCAAUGAGCUAGCUGACUUCGCUGAAGCGUACCGAGAAGGAUGGUCGAGUGGUAGCGAUGACGAUGAUGAUGAGUGA